Messenger RNA from Guyanagaster necrorhizus, 4579 nucleotides. RefSeq lists its product as uncharacterized. Bases 331 to 4308 code for a protein of 1325 amino acids. Gene Ontology annotation, cellular component: microtubule cytoskeleton; cell tip. Gene Ontology annotation, biological process: signal transduction; intracellular protein localization; establishment or maintenance of actin cytoskeleton polarity. The transcript has 5 exons. Lineage: Eukaryota; Fungi; Basidiomycota; Agaricomycetes; Agaricales; Physalacriaceae. The record is from RefSeq and is a predicted model, not a curated record. Gene Ontology annotation, molecular function: protein binding.
CACUUGUUACCGCUCCUCCACAACAUUCUUUUUCGUAUUUCCUGUUGGAUGUCCCAAGGGCCCCGGGCAUAUUCUGCUAGCACAUCUAUCUUUGUGCAACGUUUUGCGAAUUUACGAAUUUCGUCUCUGCCCUCCGGCUCGACAAUAUUUCACAUAUUCUAUUAGAGUCUGGCACUCUAAUAACGUUCAUUUCUCUCCAUUUAGUGCCCAUUUUCUGCCAUGCAAGUCGGCAUACGACGACCAUCAGGUUCUGAAACGUACGACUUGCGUGACCGGAUCCAUGCCGGCGACAACGAUCACAUAGAGGCACACGCUGAGGCGGCCAAUUACAUGGACGAAGAAGAACAGCAUUCCGUUCUCGAAGACGACUCUGAUGGUGAGGAACAUUUCGAGGACGACGUGUCGUCCGAUCUCUCCAUACCCAAUGAAGCCAUCGAUUUCGACCUCGUAUACGCAUUCCAUAGCUUCGCAGCGACGGUGGACGGUCAGGCCAACGUCGUCAAAGGCGACAGCUUGUUCUUGAUGGAUGACAGCAACAGCUACUGGUGGCUGGUCCGCGUCUUGAAGACCCAGGAAGUGGGAUAUAUACCGGCAGAGAACAUUGAGACACCCUUUGAGAGGCUAGCAAGACUCAACAAACACCGUAACGUCGACCUAGCACAAGCAACCCCAGACGAAGAACUUGGUAUGGCUCCUCAGGAUCGUAUUAAUGUCGAAUACCAGCAGGGUUCCAACCAGUCACAUUCACCUAUAUUAAACACCACUCCUUCUCGCUCUCAUACCCGUGGUGUCUCUUUCCGCGCUGGCUACUAUGUUCAUCGCUACCUGCCUGCUCUCUGGCACGAAGAAGAGGAAGAGGAGGACGAUAUCGAGUGGGACGACAUACCCUAUGAAGGUGAAGAUCCUGAUCUGGCCGAGGAGGAGCAUAUGAGGAUGAUGGAAGAACACGCGGCGAGAGGCAUCCGCAUACCAAUGGAACCUGACGAUGGAAUGCAAUGGGAGGAUUCUGCCGCAGAGGAGAUGAGAUCCCGACAACAGGCGGCUCGGGAUGCGGACGCUCAGGCUACAGGUCCCAGCGGUGCAAUCUCCACAUCCCAGCGACCCGGAAAUUCGCAGCAACAGCCCUCCCAAGUGCAGCCGCUUCAAAUACAGCAAGAGCAGCUCACGCGGACUCUCAGAUCACCAUCAUCUCAGGAACGUCUCCUCCAAAAUAGUCCCACUGGUUUGAGAAACAUUGAUCCCGCCGAAGUCAUUGAAACUCGUAAACUCACGGCCACGCCUUCCAUUGCUCGCGAUUCCGAUGAAGCUUUGAAGCAUACUGGAGGAACCGUGUCAUCUAGUGUCUCUAUUCAGCAGCGGCAACAGGAGGAGGAAAGGAAGAGACUUCGAGAUGAAGAAGACGAGGCUGCGAGGAAAAGACAGAGGGGUAAAGAAAAGAUGGCGCCCCCCGUGAGCUCUGCAGGUGUCUCCCAAGGGAAACCUUCACCAGGCCCUACAUCUGGCAGUGGCAAAUUGCGUAAAGAACGGACCGAAUCAGACGAUGACGGGAAGGACAAGAAAAAGAAAGGCGGUAUGUUCAGUAUUUUUGGGAGGAAGAAGGACAAAAAUGGUGGGAGUAAGGAGAAGAAUAAUUUGUCUGGUUCAGUUGAAGGUGACGGACGGACGUCUGAAGAUUCGAGCAGAUCUGGUCAUCGACCUUCAGAUUUGGUUGCUACUCCUGCCCCCAGCAGCCCCAUGCAGCAGCAACAGCAGCAGCAGGCACUACAGCAACAGCAGGUGCAGCAGCAGCAGGCACAAGUAGCUAGGGAUGCUGCCGAAGCUAAGCGUCAACAGCCGGAACAGCAAUCCGCGGCGAUGAGCUCACCUCCUCAGGUAUCGCAGCUACGUCAACGCGAUCAACAGCAACAAGCGUUGUAUCUACAAUAUCUCAAUCGCUCCCCGGCAUCUCCUCCGGAAGCUCAGCCUUCUUAUGGCCUCCAAUCUGCCUCUGCCGUCUUGCCACCAAGCUCGUAUCACAGUCCUUCAGGGUCCGCAGGGUCUGCGACUGGUUUAACUCCACCAACGACGCGCCAACGACCCGGCUCUUUGAUCCUUACGGCCUCUUCUAUGGAUGGCCAAGGCGUUCCCGACCUCAGUGUCAUCCGCGUCUUCACCGGGAAAAAUCUCCAAACCGACGCCACCUUUAAAACCGUUCUGCUCAAUUCAUCCACCACCUCGGCUGACCUGGUCAAACAGGCGAUGCAGCGAUUCCGCUUACCUUCUGCCGAGAACGCGCAAGAUUACUAUCUGGUGGUAAAGCAAAUCGAGGGCUCGUCGGCAAGAUUGCAGGAUCAGGAGAAGCCUUUGGGCGUCUUUGAGACGCUCGUGGAAGCUGCGAUGGAGAUGCCGAAGGUCAAGAGGAGCAGUGUGGGGAGUAUCAGCUCGAUAACAAGCAAUCUUUCGAUGCACCCUGCAAUCAAGAAGCUUGCAAUGAAUGACUUUACGGAUGAUUCUGCUGUCAAAUUUUAUCUCAACAGGGCUGGUGACGAAGACGAUAGUCUUGAGAACGAGGAAACCUUGCUGGCUACCGACCUCUCUGGUGAUUCGGAGAUAGUUUCUUCGCCUAAGCAGCAGUAUUUGACCGUGUCCACCGCUGCGACCACUGUCCCGACGGAGAGGUUUAGUUCACCGUCGUACCGAUUUGCGUUGCAGCUCGUAAUCUACCCAGAUGACUUACCGGACGAUAUGGUAUUUGAUCCUCAAACUGAGGCAAUCGUGUUCAAGGAGACGUUGAACCAUCGCCCUCAGUCCGGUUCUGUGGCGUCCCCUGGUAUUACCCAACAUCUCCGUCGCAAGGUCUUUGUGUUCCCGAAGAAUGUUACUGUUGCAGAGGUCAUUGAACUUGGCUUGGAGAGGUUUGGUAUCCUAGAAGGUGUGGUCGAUGGAGGCGACGAGGUUGAGGACAAGUCGACUAAGAGAAGGAGUAUUUCUCGCGUUCGCUAUGGUCUCGCUGUUGAUGCUGGUAAUCACGAGCGAGAACUGUCGCCGUCGAGCAGAAUUAUUGACGCAUAUCCCCGGCCGCCCAAUUAUCGUGCAGUGGAUCGGCGUUACCCGGACAACAAACGUCGUUCUAUUGAUUCGGCUCAGUUGUUGGGUAGCACGGAUGAUGUCGGAGAGGACGAUCCUGUGUUCAUCCUCCGACGUGCCAUUUCGUAUCGUGCUUCCUCCUCUCGUCAUCGGAUGUCGGCGCCUCUUGAUGAGAUUGCGCUGCGCAAUCUUCACCGCGAGUCUGUUUCUAGUACGGGUUCUGAAGUCCCUGCCGCUGGUGCAUCUUCAGAGACAGCCAUGCCGCUACAACCUUCUCGUCAGGAGAUCAUCGAAGCUCAACGGCAAGCCAAACGUGCCAAUCAAAUGGCAAUUGUUUCUGCGCAGACUAAUUCCGUUAGGGGAUUGGAUCUUCUUUUACCGGGAAAUGCUAUGCUCCGUAGUUCCCGAUAUGACGCCAAUGAUAGGAUGCGCUACUCAUACGUGGAGCCAGAUGGUGAAACGUACGAUAUCAGCGACCUCGUCGAGGAAGAACUCAAAGGAAGCGACCGAGCACACCAGAACGAUUUGUUAGAAGGUGUUUUGGACAACAGAGGCAAUAAACUGGAUCGUGUCUUGAACAAAAUCAAGUCCGGGAAAUCUGGACACCGACGUCAGCUUAGCAGCGGCAAUAGCAGGACGCCUUCGUUGCGAUCGACAUCGCCUUCCUCGCAAUAUUCAUUAGACGAUAAUACUAUUGAAGGUAUCGCAACGCAUUCGCGCUCAACAACGCCUGCUUCGGCGGGUCUAGUGUCAAGAACACCGAUUCCUCCUGUCAACCCAUACGGUCGUGCAUCUCCUGAAGUACGGAGUAGGGCAGGAACAACGACACCUACGGUGAAGCCCACUUCUGCUGCUAGUCGUCGACAGCCAUCCAUCGGUUCUGUAAUGUCAGAUCUCUCGGGUUACGUUACAGCACCUACUCCGCCUGCGAUAUACUCCAAGUCAUCCACUGAUAGCACUGAUUCCGGCGGUACAGCGCAAAAAACACAUCCAACUCGUCGACCGUUCCUUCCGAAGGAUGAUUUUGGGGUGUCUAAGAUGCUGGCGGUAAUAGAGUAUAGAGCCUCCAAGUCGGCUGCUGCUCCUCUACCGAAGCUAGAUCCCGUCGACGAGAUGCUUUUUGGGCGGCCUCUUGAUGCAACUGGUUUACACCCGAAAAUUCGGGAAAUAUAUGCGAGUUCUUUCGAGAAACUUGCGGAAAUGGAUAAGAUUCUUGACGAUCUCAUAUCUCAGCAUCCUUGAUCUUUUGCUUUCGGUUCCAGUUAUAUGUAUAAAUGAUACCCUUUAUGUGUAGGCUAUCUUGUGGAGUGUAAUGCUUAUUGUUCUUGGCUCUGGACCAUCCGAGGUAUCCGUAUGAGUCAUCUGCGCGCAUGUUGGCUCAUCUACAGAAAGGUGGGCGGCGUUGCGCUCUUUCUAUGGUAUUCCCGUCCUACACCCGCUCUUUUUCCUUCUUUGAGGAUAUCUGAUGGUUGGUAGGGAAAAAGUCUAUACCGACGCUCCUAAAUUCAUUUUU